Messenger RNA from Aureobasidium pullulans EXF-150, 918 nucleotides. RefSeq lists its product as uncharacterized. The record is from RefSeq and is a predicted model, not a curated record. Lineage: Eukaryota; Fungi; Ascomycota; Dothideomycetes; Dothideales; Saccotheciaceae. Gene Ontology annotation, molecular function: NADP binding; oxidoreductase activity, acting on the CH-OH group of donors, NAD or NADP as acceptor; NAD binding. Bases 1 to 918 code for a protein of 305 amino acids. The transcript has 2 exons.
AUGGCUCCUCAAAUCGCAUGGAUUGGCCUCGGCAACAUGGGCCGCGGCAUGGUCAAGAACUUGGUUGAGAAAGGCAAUCUCUCAAACCCAAUCAUCCUCUUCAACCGUACCACUUCUCGUGCUGAACAACUUGCAUCCAGUCUUGGAUCCGGCAAGGCCAAGGUCGUCUCGAGCAUUGAAGAAGCAGUCAAUGCUUCAGACAUCAUCUUUACUUGUGUUGGCGACGACAAGGCAAUCGAAGAAACCAUCAACUCUGCUCUCAAGGGCAAUGCAAAGGGCAAGCUAUUCGUAGACUGCUCCACCGUCCACCCCGACACUACAGACAAGCUCGCAAAGACUAUCAAUGACCAAGGAGCCGAGUUUGUCGCAUGCCCUGUAUUCGGUGCUCCCGCAAUGGCAGACGCAGGUCAGCUUGUAUGCGUACUUGCUGGUCCUGCCGAAGCUGUCGACAAGGUCAAGCCAUACACAACUGGAGUCAUGGGCCGUGCAAACAUCGACUAUUCUGGUGAGCCCCAUGGUUCUGCCACUCGUCUGAAGAUCAUCGGAAACACAUUCAUCCUCAACAUGGUCGAAACUCUCUCAGAAGGCCACACUCUUGCUGAGAAGUCAGGUCUUGGAUCCGACAGACUGCAUCAAUUUAUUGAGACCAUGUUCCCCGGUCCUUAUACUGCGUACAGCAACCGUCUCCGCCAGGGCGAUUACUACAAGCGUGAGGAGCCGCUCUUCGCUGUUGAUCUCGCAAGAAAGGAUGCCGGUCAUGCUCUGGCACUUGCCAAGACUCACGGUGUUCGUAUGAAGGACGUCGAGGUCGCCGAUCAGCAUCUUGCACAGGUGCAAAAGCACAUGGGUACCAAGGGUGAUAUCGCUGGAAUCUAUGGAGCUGUCAGACAAGAGGCAGACCUCAAAUUUGAGAACUAG